Mucor velutinosus is the source of this 2910-nucleotide messenger RNA. RefSeq names its product Bud site selection protein, Revert to axial protein 1. The record is from RefSeq and is a predicted model, not a curated record. Gene Ontology annotation, biological process: subtelomeric heterochromatin formation. NCBI's taxonomy places the organism in Eukaryota, Fungi, Mucoromycota, Mucoromycetes, Mucorales, Mucoraceae. Gene Ontology annotation, cellular component: nucleus. Bases 1 to 2910 code for a protein of 969 amino acids. The transcript is spliced from 10 exons.
AUGCCAUUGCUAAACAAAAAACGAGUGCCUGCUACAAUAAACAUUUCUUCGAAUCCAAAACGUCAAAGUAAGGAAGUUUGGUAUCUUCGUUCUACGAAUGAAGUGUUUAAAGAUUAUGAAUCGUACAUUAACAAACUAACAUUAUAUCAUCAAGCUAUUUGGGAAUGCGAGAGAACUGGCAAGACGAAUUUGACCUACGAACAAGCGCUGGAGAGUGAACGAAGCGAGCAUGAAAGGGCUGAAUACCACUUUUCUGAAGUUCUUCGCAAAAGCAUCCUCAAUCGGGUCCAAUUCCAGACACUCCACAUCGAUGAUCUGGUUGAUCAAAUCUACUCACAUUUCAGCAACAACUUCGUGAUAGGAGAAGUGUUGCGAUGUCAUUUGAGUAACUACGACUACAUUGCAAGAGUUCUCGAUAUCGUUCCAAUUCAAGUGCUGUCCAUUACCACCAACAAUCAUGCUGCCAAUUCAAAUUCAGAAAAUCAGCCUGAUGGAGCAAAUGUUCCCAGACAACCAAAUGGUAGAUUAAGGUUUCCUGAUGCCUUUUUGCACCCCACACCGCAAGAGCAACCUGCCUCUCAUCCUGACACCACCAGUAUGUCUUUGGAGCAUGCAAGCAUCAGUCAAGACAGGGAGGAAUUUGUUACUGAAUAUCGCUACAAGGUGCAGCUGAUGGACGAAGAUGGAAGACCUUUGGAAAAGCUGACACGUAUAGUGGAAGGAUCAACAUUCAUACGAGACAGGCAGCUGUUCAACCGAUACAAUAUACAGUGCUUUAUCCGCGACUGUUGCUAUAGAGAAAAUUAUGUGUACUCACCGUGGUUGAUCAAGCCUACUACUGCGAGCAUGUACGGCAUUGAAACGCCAUUACCACCCUACCUAGAGAAAUUCCAGAAUCAAGUGUUUGAUAUACCUUCCAAGAGACGCAAGAUCAUUACCAGCAAUCAUCACAAAACACCUGAUGAGAAGGAAGCGGAAAAGCAAGCUCGCCGAGAGGAAACAUUACUAAACAAAGCCAAACUGAAAGAAGAGCGAGAUAGACUACGCAUAGAGAGAAAGAAACAAGCAGCAGUGAAAUACCCAGUCGAAGACUUAGAUUUGCCAAUUUAUCGCAAAGAUCCCAACAACAAUUGGGCUCUGAUCGAUAUGUCCCCUCGAAAAUACGUUUCAAAAGACGGCAUCAUACCUUAUCCCAGCGGUGGCAGAUCAGAACGCCCUAUACCACACCAUGAUUCAAAUAUACCAGCUGAACUAUUUGAUACUUUCCUUUCUACUUGGGCUUUUCUUACCGUCUUUGCAGAGCCUUUGAAGCUAACAGCUUACAGUGUAGACGAAUUCGAAAAGGCGCUCUUCCACGAAACACACCAACCCAAAGCAACUGUCUUGGUUGAAUACAAUGCCUGCUUGCUCAAUGUAAUCAUUAAAGAACGCAAAGACAACACAUCCAACGAAAUCAUCAAUGGUGAUGCGUCAGAAAGCUAUCUGGAAUCAUUGGAAAAGAGCGAUGACGAAAGCGACGAUGAGAACGAUGAGAAUAGUAAGCAGACAGGCUCCAAAUUGAAACCAGAGUCAUCACAACUACCAAAGGUUGAGCGAGGAUGGCGAGACAAAGACCAUUUGCGUUUUGCUCAGAAAUGGGACAGCAAGGAAUUACGAGCCAAUUAUGAGCGUCGGGGUUGGGAGACUACCUUGAUCGGAUGCCUCAACGACAUUGCCACGCCUGAAUUGUUGCCUAGUAUUAAUGAUCUGUUACGCCACUUGAACCCCAAAGUAAACUCAUCAGCAGCAGACAGAGAGAAGCAGUAUCCCACUUUGAGCAUUAGGCAAAAACUGGACAUUCUGGAAUUCUUGGUCAAUGUUGUGAAUGAAUCGACAAUCAUCAAGAAUUACAUGGAGUACUGUCAAGAUCAGUUGACUGACUUCAGAAAGCACAAGGUUGAGUUAAAUAAGGAAUCAAAAGCAUUAGCUGCCAAGCGCAUCGAAAUGGAUAAACGCGACAAAUUGGAGAAAUCUGAAGAUAUCAACGAGGAGGACGAAGCAGAAGAAUCUGCCUCCGACAACAGUGACAAUUCUAAUGAAGAUUCUGAUAUGGAAAGCGACUCAUCUGAAACCAGACUUGGAAAUCGCAAGCGUAGACAAGUAUCUCGACAGGAAAAGCUCAAACAAAAGCAAAAGGCACGAGAAGAAAUGGAAAUACAACGCAAGAAGCAAUAUGCGGAGCAGCGUCAAAUAGCAAAGGUCAAAAGCCAGGAGCAGCGCAACAGAAUGAAUGAAAGACGCAAACUGGAGGAAGAUGAAAGGGCCAUCAAGAGAAAGGAGGAUCACAUAGAAAAGAAUAUGAGACGCUACAUGACUCUGCGAAUCCGCCCUCUAGGUAAAGAUCGCUUCAACAAUCGCUACAUUUACUUGGAUAACGUUGGUGUCUCAAACACAUACGGUACUGGCAGGCUCUAUGUCAGCAGCCCUACCGACAUUGAUAUCCAAAUGAUGAUAGACCGAGAUUUCGUUGCAUCCGAUCUUCCAGAUCGUGCUUGGGGCUAUGGCGGUGGACACUGGUUCAUUAUCAAGUUAAUGCAAGAGCAGGGUUUUGCAGAGGAAAGCGAAUGGCUUGAUAAGCGUAUGCAUGAGUUGAAUACAUCUCAUCCAAGUGAAUACCGUGGGUGGUGGAAAUACUACUCUGAGCCCGAAGAAAUUGAACAAUUACUGUCGUGGUUGAAUCCGAAGGGCGUAAGAGAACAGAAAUUAAAGGCUGAAUUGUUAAAACAGCAGCCAAAUAUCAUAGACUCAUUCAGGAAGCGAACAAAUGCUCUUGCCAAAGAAGCGAGUCCUUCUCCCGAAGAAGCUGCGGACGAGACACCGCCACCCCCACCAAAACGCUCUACUCGAUCGAAAUCCUCAGCUGCAAAAUAG